AUGCUGGACCCUAUCCCUCCACCGCCGGAAUGGCUGCAGAAGCUCGUCCAGCCGUUCGCCGAAUAUGUCUCUCUCCCGUCUCUGCAGUACCAUAUUCAUGAAGUCCUCGGUGCCUUUGUCCUCUACCAGUUCGUGCAGUCCGUCGUCUCGCCGGCGCUCUCCACUUGGCUAUUUCCAAAGAUCUACCCGAACUUCCCUAGACGAACAAGGCUGAACUGGGAUGUCCAUGUUGUCUCGCUAGUUCAGAGUACGCUGAUCAAUACUCUUGCUAUUUGGGUGAUGUUUGCGGAUAAGGAACGGAGCACGAUGAAUGCCGGCGAGAGGGUGUACGGGUAUUCUGGCGCUUGUGCAUUGAUCCAAGCUCUAGCUACAGGUUAUUUCCUGUGGGAUCUGAUUGUUAGCACGGUGCAUGUGAACGUCUUUGGUAUUGGUAUGCUGUUUCAUGCUGUCAGUGCAUUGUGGGUGUUUAGCUUGGGUUUCAGGCCCUUUGUAAAUUUUUACAGUCCGGUGUUUAUCCUUUACGAACUUUCUAGCCCAUUUUUGAAUUUCCACUGGUUUUUCGACAAAGUCAACAUGACUGGCAGUCGAGCCCAAUGGUAUAAUGGGAUGCUUCUUCUUGCGGUAUUCUUCUCGUGCCGCCUCGUGUGGGGAACCUAUCAGUCCGUCAAAGUGUUUCUGGAUAUUUUCAACGCGCUUGGCCAGACCCGCGCCUCGUCGGCUCUUCGUGCGCCGUUCGACGUGCACACGAUGAUUUUCCAGGCUCGAAACAGAACCCUCUGCAUUGAGGAGUCGUGCAUCAAAGCCAACGAUGAAAUAUCCAAGUUUGCCAAACACCAGGAAAACGGCAUACCCCUCUGGUUGGUGCUGACAUACCUCGGCAGUAACCUGGUCCUAAACUCGUUGAAUUUCUAUUGGUUCUCGAAGAUGAUCAACGCGGUGAUGAAGAGAUUCAAAGCCACCGCUGAUGAUAAGGCAAAGGAAAACUUGGCUCCGCAAAUUGUGGAGAAAGAAGCGCAAGCAAUGGUUCUUGAAGCCGCUGCUGUGCUUGAAGAAGAAGAAAGCCUUUUCAUCACUGGCGGCAUGAAGGAAAAUGAGUUUGAGAACAAGAAGCAGGAUGUUUCCGCGUCCUCCGGGGCUCAGAUUAAGUCCCCUGGUACUCGGAGAAGGAAGGCGUAA
Uncinocarpus reesii 1704 is the source of this 1176-nucleotide messenger RNA. RefSeq lists its product as uncharacterized. The record is from RefSeq and is a predicted model, not a curated record. The transcript is spliced from 2 exons. Gene Ontology annotation, cellular component: membrane; endoplasmic reticulum. Gene Ontology annotation, biological process: lipid homeostasis. The coding region runs from base 1 to 1176 and encodes 391 amino acids. NCBI's taxonomy places the organism in Eukaryota, Fungi, Ascomycota, Eurotiomycetes, Onygenales, Onygenaceae.